GGUACUUGAGUUAGAUAAAUGCGAAGAACUUAAAUAUCUUCCAGAGAUCCCAGCCAGUGUGACAACCUUGAGUAUACAUGGAUGCAGAUCACUCGAGCGGUUAUCAAAUUUACCAAACAUAUUGACAACAUUGGAUUUUCUUGCAUUACGUUGCAACAAACUAAUUGAGGUUCAGGAAAUGUUCCAGCUAAAAUGCAUUUCUUUAUUUGAUGAUGACUUAAUCAGCGUUCUGGGUUUACCCAACUUGACGUUCUUGAGUGACACUAAGGCGGAUCUCUACAACAACCUGACUCUUUCAAGGUGGAAAGGUCCUAUACAGGGCCUCUAUGAAUUUGGCAUAUUCAGUACUUCUGUCCAUGGAAGUGAGGUUCCAGACUGGUUAAGCUACAAUGCUAAAGGGUCGUCCUCAAUCAGUUUUGAUGUGCCUAAUCAUGACAUUCAGGGUUUAAACUUAUAUGUUAUCUAUGGAAAUGCCAGCAUAUCUUAUUGUACAAGGAGAAAUAAAUUUUGGAAUGAGUUUCAUGUUAGAGUGGCAAAUAUGACCAAGGAUCUGAGAUGGACAUACAGUCCAAUCAUUCAUGGUGUUCCAGAUAUUGAUGAAGAUAUCAAAUGGCAAUGCUAUUGGGAAAUAGGAGAUCACUUGGAUCCUGGAGACUCUAUGAGCAUUUCAGUUACUCUAUAUUCUGGUGUUCGGUUGAAGGAAUUUGGCGUCCACAUUGUGUAUAAGCAAAAUGAGAACAAUUUGAGAUGUAAAGCAUCAUCUCCUCCUGCACACCAUCUCAUUAAUGGGGUGGAUAACUCUGCAUAUCAGGUUCAAGGCUCCUACUUCCUCUGUCAUCAUGACUUUGAUAUUCAGCAAAAUUAUUUCACUUAUGGGUGGAAUUCAACGGGCUGGUAUGACUUCUUCUUUGGUGAUAAUUCUGAAGAUAUUCCGGAGGAAAUGGUUCCCCAUCACAUUGCAGAUAUGACCAGCGAGAAUGUCUAUGGACUUGUAUCUGGAGUGGAGGAUGAUAAAACAUGGCAAUUGCCAUGAUGCUGGAUUGCUGGUGUGGAGCGCUAAGGUUUUCUAAAUCAUGAUAUGAUCCAGUACCAUUCAUUAUUUUUAUGCAAAAGGGAAGAGGUGAAAAUUUAGAUAGUCAACCAGUUG
Solanum stenotomum is the source of this 1147-nucleotide messenger RNA. RefSeq lists its product as uncharacterized. The record is from RefSeq and is a predicted model, not a curated record. Lineage: Eukaryota; Viridiplantae; Streptophyta; Magnoliopsida; Solanales; Solanaceae. The transcript is spliced from 2 exons. The coding region runs from base 179 to 1033 and encodes 284 amino acids.